CGCGCGCCGCCGGGCAGCUCUCGCGAGACCUCGCGCUUCCCUCCGGCAGCGCUCUUCCGAGAUCUUGUCCUCCAGCCGAGGAGGGCGAUCUCCAAUCUCGCGAGAUUUGGAGCCGCACUCAGCCGGCGCUCUCGCGAGAGCCGCGCGCGCCGCCGCCGUUCCCGCCGCUGAGGCAGCGGCCGCGCUCCCCCCGCCCUCCCUCCCCCUCCCGCGGCGGGGUCGCUCUCCCGUUGCCGCUCUCGCUUCUCUCUCUCUUUCCGCGCGCCUCUCGCGAGGCUUCGGGGCCGCGCUGCCGCCAGCGCCUCGCGAGAUCUCGCUCUCAUCAGCGUGCCGGCGCGCUCUCGCGAGACUUGGCCGCCGCGCCUCUCGCGUUCCCAUUGGGUGCCGGCGGCGUUGCCCUGCCCUCCGCUGUCUCCGCGGCGCCGCCUCCUCCCGUCCCGCCGGCCGCUCUCGCGGGAUUUGCGGCGGCUCUCGCGGGAUCUCGGGCCGCGGCCAGGGCUCAGUGUAAGAUGGCGGCGGCGGCAGCGGCGGGACGGGCCCGGGCCGGGCUCUGAUCCCCCCCUGCUCUCCCCGCUCGCUCAAGGUACCGGGGCGGGCGGGGCGGGGGGCACGGCCCGGUGCCGCUGCCGGGCCCGCGGCAUGGGAAGAUUGGCGCCCGGCUCCGUCAUGAGGGGCCCGCCC
This is a messenger RNA of Pyrgilauda ruficollis (rufous-necked snowfinch), 681 nucleotides long. RefSeq names its product forkhead box protein D1-like. Lineage: Eukaryota; Metazoa; Chordata; Aves; Passeriformes; Passeridae. The transcript is spliced from 2 exons. The annotation marks the transcript as partial. The record is from RefSeq and is a predicted model, not a curated record.